Molecule: messenger RNA, 1365 nt
Organism: Beta vulgaris subsp. vulgaris (sugar beet)
Lineage: Eukaryota; Viridiplantae; Streptophyta; Magnoliopsida; Caryophyllales; Amaranthaceae
Product: glycine-rich cell wall structural protein
Exons: 3
Coding region: 1-1365 (454 amino acids)
Source: RefSeq, a predicted model, not a curated record
AUGUAUCGGGUUUGGUUUGCUAGAGUAACUUGUUUCGAUGUUUCGGGCUUACUUCAGUGCCUUAAUUGCUUGCAUCUGGAGCAUGGUAUUGAUUUGAGUAGUGUUGCUGGUGGUGGUGAUGGAGAAGGUAGUAUAGGUGCUAUUGGUGGUGAGAAAAAUGGUAAGAUUGGUGCUGGUGGUGGUGAUGAAAAUGGUUGGAUAGGUGCUGGUGGCGGCGAUACGAUAGGUAGUGUUGGUGCUGGAGGUGGGGAAGUUAAUGGUAGUAUUGGUGCUGAUGGAGGUGACAUAAAUGGUAGUGUUGGUGCUGGUGGAGGUGUAGUAAAUGGUAAUGUUGGUGCUGGUGGAGGUGUAGCAAAUGGUAAUGUUGGUGCUGGUGGAGGUGUAGGAAAUGGUAAUGUUGGUGCUGGUGGAGGUGUAGUAAAUGGUAGUGUUGGUGCAGGUGGCGGUGAUAUGAAUGGUAGUAUUGGUGAAGGUGGAGGUGAUAAAGGGAUUGGUGUUGGUGGUGGGGAUACAAAUGGUAGUGUUGGUGCAGGUGGAGGUGAAAAAGGGAUUGGUGUUGCUGGUGGUGAUGCAAAUGGUAGUGCUGGUACAGGUGGAGGUGAUAGAGGGAUUGGUGUUGGAGGUGGUGAUGGAAAUGGUAGUGUUGGUGAAGGUGGAGGUGAUAACGGGAUUAUUGGUGUUGGUGGUGGUGAUGCAGAUGGUAUUAUUGGUGCAGGUGGUGGUGGUAGAAGGAUUGGUGGCGGUGGAUUGAAUAUUGUUGGUGGUGGAAAUAGUGGUGGAAGUAUUGGUGGCGGUGGCGCAAAUAUUGGGAUGUCUGGUGGUGGUGGUGACGCAAAUAGUGGUGGAACUAUUGGUGGUGGUGGUGACGCAAAUAGUGGUGGAACUAUUGGUGGUGGUGGUGGUGGUAAUACUGGGACGUCCGGUGGCGGUGGUGAAAAUGGUAGGACUGGUGGUGGUGGUGAUGGGAUUGCUAUAGGAGGUGAUAGUGGUGGCGACAAUAGAGGUGGUGGUGUAGAAGGUACCAACGGUGAGGGCGGUGGCAAUAGAGGUGCAAGUGGAGGUAUUAGGGGUGGUGGUGGAGAAGGAACUAAAGGUGGUGGUGGUAACACAAUUGGGGAAGGAGGGGUCACAAUUGGAGGUGGUGCAGAUGGUAUGAAAGGUGGCAUCAUAGGCGGAGAUGGUGUAAUGGGCGCCAAAGGCGGUGUAAUGGGCGCCAAAGGCGGUGUAAUGGGCAUCAAAGGUGGUGUAAAGGGCAUCAAAGGCGGUGAUAGUGGCGGUGAAGGCCUUGGUCUAGGCAUAAAUGGGUUACUAGGCGAAGAUCGAUCAAACGGCCAUUGCCCACAGCUUCCAAAGAUAAACUGGUAA